AUGAAUUCUUUUAAGGCAUGGUGGUGGCGAAGAAAAGCGCGUUGGCAAAAAUGGUGCCGCACACAGUCAUCGAGCGAAGCAUCCUCUGCGGAGGUGGCAAAUGUAAAAUCUUUGCACGCGUCCGGAUAUAGGAAAAGUCUGCUGGACGUGGUAACCGCGGAAUGCGCAAGCGCUGUUUUGGAGGGUGCAGAAAACAAGAGACAAUCCCUUGGCCUAAAGACAGUAAGUCGUGGCCCUUCCGCGGCAGACCGCUCUGAUAAGCAAUCCCUUAGUAUGGCCAGAGCGAGGGAAGCGUCGGCCGACGCAAUUCAACAAAUCGCAGAGAAGGCAGAGGUUAUAAUUGAUGAUGACUUUGCAUUGGAAACUGACGACGUCGAAAAUGCACAGCAGCAGUUUAAAAUCAACACAAAAGACACUCACAGGGCGGACAAAAAAAAUCAAACAAAACAAAAAAGUAAACAAGUUAAGAAAGUGAAAGAUGGGCACGUGACCAAAAAACAAAAGAAAUUAUUCCACGACAAGGUUGAAGGAGUUCACAUGGACCUACUUCAUUGUGAUUCCUCUAUGACCGAAUUCACGUUCAAAGUGCUUGAUACAAUGGGGUAUCUCGAAGAGAUUUGCAUCAGAAAGGAAUCUGCCAUCUGCUCAUCUGUCUGGUGCAAAAAGGAAUGUCACCACCUGAUGUGGAUUUUCCACAAUUUGUUCAACUUUGAUAAAGAGCAGCCGAUUAUGUACCAGUCAAAAUUCACUGAUCAACAGUGGAAACAAAUAAUUGAGGCAUUCCCAGAAAACGUCCCACUGCCUAAAGUGACUUGUCCUUCAGAGGAUGAGCAACAAUAUACGAUAAACAAAAGAACAUCUAAAAAGGACGCUAAACGCGCCACCUGUAAAAAAGAAUUAUCAGAGGGUAAUAUCCAAGCCACAACAGAAGGCCCUUACAGGACAAUACAGAAGUCCUGGAUUAAAAGAACAUUCUUCUUUUGCCCUCGUUUGCAGUGCAUGGGAAAAUUGCCGAGGAAUUCUUUUAUUUGCCCAUAUAAAACUGGAAUGACACUGUUAAUCGAAACACCUUUGACUGAACAGCAAAAGAAAGAAAUAGACUUGAAAACUUGA
This is a messenger RNA of Pocillopora meandrina, 1113 nucleotides long. NCBI's taxonomy places the organism in Eukaryota, Metazoa, Cnidaria, Anthozoa, Scleractinia, Pocilloporidae. The record is from the annotation of a GenBank genome assembly.